CAGACCUUCAACUCUGCUAUCUUGCAGAUACUCUAAGUAAGCUGCCCAUCAAUUUUGGAUAGAAAACUUUUCAACGUGCAGAAACUUCAAGGCCGCAAAACUUUGAUUAAACAUAAUCCAAUUCUAAGGAAAAUAAAGUGCAAAAAAAGGUCAAAGCUUCAGAGAGAUUUCCACUCCCCCAACUUUCAGCUAAUUAACAUGGAAAAUUUCACCAGAAUAUAUCGCUCUACUCAUGGCGAACUUUUAGAUUAUUUUGGUCGGGGGCGGCGCCAUAAGUUUCUAGAAUUUAUAGAGUCGAAAGCUUUCUAUCGAUAGAUAAAAAUGGCGAGCGAGAAGCAGAUACAAGUGCUUGUAGAUACAAAGAAACAGCCCCAAACAAACAACAAAAAUCACUCCCGAAGGGGUAUAAUAAACAAUUAAAAAUUAUUUACUUGCUGCUAUCGAAUUAUAAACAAGCGAUUCCCGAGUAACCUCAAUUUGGGUCUAAAAACAGCAAAACUUUUACCUAAUGCAUAAUUUUAUUUUUCAGUCUGUGUGGGCUAAAGUGCAAUACAAAAAUCGAACACUGAAGCAUUCCAAUUAAACUAACAAUCAAAGUGCAAUACAAAUAAAUCCAGCUAAAAAUCAACGAGAAUAUUUACAUAAGCUGUGUUCAUAAAUAGAUUUGCCCAAAUCACGCAAAACAAAUUGAAUUAACUCUUUUGUCAGCAAUAACAUUAAAUACAUAUAACAACUACGACUAAACUUAAUAAGCAUUUAAAAAAUAACAAUAACAAUUUUGUGCAAUUUAAAUAAUAACUAUAAUCGUAUACAAAAAUUAAAAGCCUUUAAAAGGUCAACAGAUAUUUGCUAAAUACUUUUGCGCUAAUCAAAAAUACAACUAAAUACUUUGUAAACUCCAAUUAGCUAAAUUGUUAUAAAAUAAAAUUUAUAGAAUAACCAUUAAACAAGUAAUAAACAUUUUAUAAAGCGCCAAGGUUUUUAAAAAAUAUAAAAUUGCUAAACAAUUAUAAAACAACUUUAAAUGCAUAUUGCUGGGACGGAUAAAGUAUAAAAUACUAGCUGCCGAUUUUUCAUCAUUAUAGACAAAGAAACGCGUAAUAAUUAAACUGAAAAAUGCUGAAAGCAAUAGCCUAGGCAAAAAGCGAAACGUGGCAGACGACAGAGUUUGAAAGCGGAAUACGGAAUACCAUGGUGCGACUGAAUGUUGCAGAGCAACACAGCAGCAGCAACAGCAACAACGGCAACAUAAGCAACAGCAGCAUAAGCAACGCCAACGGAACAAUAAUUAGCAAUAAUAAUGCGGGUGGCAGUUGCUCCUCGACGACCUCUUCAACGACCAGUUUGAAUAGCAAUCCGGCCUCGCCCGCCUGCACCAUGGUGAUGUUGCCGCAGCAGCAGCAGCACUUGGUGGUUCAGCAGCAGCAGCAACCGCAGCAGCAACAGCAGUUGCAGCAGCAGCAACAUGCCCCACAGCAACAGCAACAUUCGCCCUCGGACGGCGGUUCAUCGAAUUGCUCGCUGCCGGCAUCUCCACCUCUACUGCAGCAGACCGCCACACCGCCCCAGGGCGCCCAGAUUGUGCCGCCCGUCUGCGCCCUGCACCACCCACAACAGCAGCUGGCCCUGAUGGCGGCCAUGCAGCACCACCACCACCUGCCGCCGCCCCCGCACGCCCUCCACCACGCCCCCUUGCCGCCGGCGCCCCCGAACAUGCCGCCACCCCAUGAGAACGGUGUCUCGGGGGGUGGUGGCUCGGGGGGAGGCGUUUCGCCCAACGGCGGCGGCGGUGGUGGCUCCUCUGCCAGCAGCGUGAGCAGCCUUUCCAGCGGCAGUGGCGGCUCCGGUGGUGGUCAGGUGGGAAAUGGCCUGACUAACGGAACGAAUGGAAUUGCUCCACUGCCGCCGGGCCAGCUGUACAUCCAGUAUCCGGGCGAGUUCUAUCCGCCGGAAUACUACAUCGCACCGCAUCCGCACGAGGGCAUCUGUCCGCAGCAUCCGCACCACCCGCAUCCGCAUCCGCACCACCACCAGCCCAUGUGCGCCAUGUCCACGGAAUACGGUCCCGCCGUUCAGAUGGUCUCCCAGAACCGACCCCCUCCCCCGAUGCCGGUGCCCGUCCAGGUGCCCCAGUACGUCAACGAGAACGGAACGCUGACCCACGUGAUGCUCUCGCCGCAGCAGUACCAGCAACUGCAUCCUGGCCAGGGACACCUCCAUCCAGCGCCCUUCAUAAGCGCGAAUGGCACUUCGCAUUUCUACACCCCGGUGGCUGGUUAUCCUGGCCCAGGACCUGCGGCCAAUGGACCGCCGCACUUUCAUUUGCCGCCACCACCACCGCAGCAGCAGCAGCAACAACAACAGCAGCAGGCGCCCCAAGGAGCACCACCUCCGCAGCAGCAACAACAACAACAGCAGCAGCAGGUGGCAGCAACCUCCGCAACUCCUGGAACAGCAACUGCUGGAGGAGCAGCAGGAGGAGCACCAACCAAUGGCCCAGCCACCCACUCACAUGGACACGCGCACACCCACUCACACGCCCACUCGCACACACAUCCACAGGCCCAUCCACAUUCCCCGCACUCCCCCUCGCCGCCCAAUUACCGGGAUGAGCGCAGCCAGCGGCAGCACAACAAGCUGCUCAGGAAGCUGGAGAAGCAGCGGGAGUCAAAUCCCCCGCACUCGCCCUCUCCGCGCCGUGCCAACGAACUGAAUGGUCACAAUAACAACAACAACAUUCCUCCGGGCGUCACCCUGCCCGGCCACCUGAGCAGUCACCACCACGUGGUGAACCACCAAGGACGUCGCCUGCCGCAGCAGCAGCAGCAGCAGCACCACCCGGUGGCCCAGCAGCAGACGCAGACCAGGAACGGGAAUCCGCCCCAGAGAACCGGCAGCAGUGUGGGCGGCGCCAGUUCGGUGGGAACCUCCGAGGACGGCGAGGACAACUCCAGUCUGGCCGGCGACGAUGAGGAGGAGUACCACAGGGAGAACACCAUCAUCGAGCAGAUCUCGGCCAUUGACAGGCCCGAGGUGAUCGAUGUGACUGCGCGGGCGGCCAAGAUCAUCUGGGAGAGUCCGGCCAUCGCGGACACGGUGACGGUGGAUAUGCGCCAGCUGCGCUACCAAGUGCUCCUCUGUGAUUCCGGCAAGCAGUGCAAGUACAAGAGUCUCUACCAGGGCGAAGCCUACGAGUGCAUUGUGCAGGAUCUGCAGCCAGGGCAGGAUUACCUGGUGCGCCUGCAGGUGCACUACGAGAAGCUGGUCGGCACGGUCAGCGAUCCCACGGAAUUUCGCACGCCCGCCUGUGAGCCCGAUCAACCGCCGCCGCCGAAGCUGGUCUCCCGCACCAAGAGCUCCAUAAAUCUGCGCUGGGCAGCUCCCGCGGCGAACGGCGCCAGCAUACAGCACUAUCUGCUGGAAUACGACGAGGGUAGGAUGGCGGGACAGCCGCAGAAGUUUGUGGAGCUGGCCAAGAUCAAGGCCAAGCACUAUGUCAUCGGGAAACUCCAGCCAACGACGGUCUACAGCUUCCGUUUGGCGGCCGUGAACGAGGCGGGCCAGAGUCCCUAUUCCCCAGUGGCGAGCUACAGCACCUCGGGCAAUCCGCCGCCAGUGCCGCGACCUCCGCAGCUGCUGGGCAGCACUUCCAGUUCCCUGAAGCUCGGCUGGGAGCGGCGGGCACAGGAUGGAGACUUUCUGCUGCAGCUGCAGGAUGCGGAAUCAGGCCAUGGCUACCUGAACACCUACAAGGGCACAGAGCUGCUGACCGAGUGCCUGCAGCUGCGGCGGGCCAGCAGCUAUCAGUUCCGUUUGCGGUCCGAAAACGAGGCGGGCUUCUCGCCCUGGUCGCCGGAGGUUAGCUACCGCACUUUGGCUGAACGUCCAGGGAGACCCGGGAAGCCGCAUGCCAAGGGCAAGAUCCAUGGCACCCAGUUCAAGGCACGCUGGGAUGCACCCAGCGAUGCGGGUGGCGCUGAAAUCCUUCGCUACCAUUUAGAGCUGAGUGCCGCUGGACCCGCGUUCGAGCGGAUCUACAGCGGGGCCGAAACAGAGGCCAUGUGCGAGCGCCUCCAGCCGGGCACCACCUACGCUUUGCGGGCCUGCUGCGAAGGUCCCGCCGGGCAGAGUCCCUACUCGGACAUUGGACACGUUACCACGGAGGCGGUGCCGCCGUCUGCCCCGCCGCCGCCGCACUGCAGUGAUCCGCCCUCGCCGUACGCCGCCCUCCUGAAGCUCCAGCAUCCGGAGUACAAUGGCGGGGCACCGGUCCUCGAGUUUGAGGCCCAGAUGAGGCGACUGGAGCAGGUGCAACCUCCACAAGUGGUUUACCGCGGCAAGCAGGCCUACUUUGUGGCCCAGGACCUCACCCCCGGCGGCAUGUACGAGGCCCAGGUGCGGGCCAUCAACCGGAUAGGCCACGGCAACUGGUCGCAGUGGAUGCGAUUCACCGCAGCCGCCGCAGCGCCCGGUGCUCCCGAGGAGCUGCGCGUCCUGGUCAAGUCGGCCACCCAUUUGGGCGUGAGUUGGCAGCCGCCGUUGCAGGAAAACGGCGCACCGGUGACCAGUUACACGCUGAAGAGUGCCAGCCAGGAGAGGAUUAGGGAUGGCGAGGAGGAGGAGGAGGUAAAGGAGCCACCGAGCUCCGAGUUCCACAACUGCUACCAGGGAGCGCAGACCUGCACGGAGCUGAGGAACCUCUCGCCCUACACACGCUACCAUUUCCGCAUCAAGGCGAGCAACUCCGCCGGCACCGGAACCUCCUCCGAUGUGAUAAGCGUGUGCACGCCGGCCGCCGUGCCAGGAGCUCCGCAGAUGCAGGGCUACGAGUUCACCGCCCAGGAGGUGACCCUCAACUGGACGCAGCCGGCGGCCCAUGGCUCGCCCAUCUGCUCGUACAACAUUGAGUAUGGGGAACGAACCAUCGCCACUCCAGAUGCCUGUACGAGAUACACAGUGAGCGGAUUGAUGCCCGAAACCGGCUACAAGUUCCGCGUGCAGGCGGUGAACGCCAUCGGGGCGGGAGCCUUUAGUGCCUAUGCCAAGCUGACCACCCAGCCGGCUCCUCCGGCGCCACCGCGCCUCGAGUGCAGCGGUGCCGGGCACAACUACAUCAAGCUCAAGUGGGGCGAGAAUGGAGUUGGCAAGGUGGCGAACCAAUCCAAUCCCUCUGGCAGCGGAGGCGACUUCACCAAAUACUUUGUGGAGAUGUAUGUGUCGCGGGCCAAGCAAUUCCAGGCCGUCUACUCCGGCACUAAUUGCAUGUGCAAGGUGCACAAGCUGCAGGAGCGUAGCAGCUACACCUUCCGCAUCUACGCCCACACGGAUCGGGCUGGCGAUGGCGAUUAUUCCGAGGAGUUUGUCUUCGAGACCUCGGCCACUCUCCCAGCGAACAUAAAGCCACCGCGCGUCGUCCAGGAGGGCAGCGUGUGCCUCAUGGAGCUGCCCGGCCAGCUGGGCAUGCAGCUGACUUUGGAGUGGCAGCACUCGAAGAACUCCUUCCACGAUCGCGUGGAAUACGAGCUGCAGUACGCCGUUUUGGGCGCCGCAGAGCUAGAAGGUGAAUCCCUGUCGCCCAAGGGUCGCAGCAGCAGUUCCAGCGGCAGCUCGAGCGGAGCUCCCAUCAAUCUGGCCAAUCACGAAUACCGGCAGUUGUAUCGCGGCCCCGAGACCAAGUUCACCAUUGACAAUCUGGCCGCCGGCACUUGCUAUCAGUUCCGCGUGUGUCCCGUCCGGAUAGCGGCGGGCGGAGAGCUGCUCUACGGCCAGCCGUCGAGUCCGUUGCGCUACCAGGUGCCCAGCGAGCUGGAUCCCAGCUCGGCCACCUGCCACCACCACCUGCACGGCUCGACGGCGCCACCACAGGCGGUGGCCGCCAGCAGCAGCCAGCGGAGCAGCCGGAAACUCUCGGCCGGCAAUGGUUCCACCAAUGGCCUGCACUUGCGAUCGGUGAGUGCGUCCGCUAUCAGCGGUGCGAGCGGCGUUGGAGCCGAUCCCGUGGCGAUUGGACGACUGCAGCAGGAGCUGUCCGGUUUCAAUGCCUGCGCAGAUCCCCUGCAUCACCAUCAUCAUCAUCACCACCACCACCAUCAGCCGUGCGGAGGCGGAGGCAACGGCGGCGGCGGCAGCCUCGUUGUAGCAGGAGCCACCGACUCGCACCACCAGCAUCAGCACCACAUGCACCACUCGCAUCACAUGCACCACGCCCACCAUCCGCACACCGGCCUGGGCGUCAGCUCAUCCAGUUCCAGCUCCUCGACGGCGGCAGCCAUCUCCUCCAGCUUGGCCCAGGCAGGCGGACUGAGGCGAAUCGUCGGUAAGCUAACUUCACUGUACUCCAACCGGAGGCGUCUGAGUGACCAGCAAAAGGCCGUCUGCAUUGUGGUCUCCUUCCUAGUGGGCACCUUCCUGGUCGCCAUGCUCGUCAAUAUGCUGCGGGGCUAA
This is a messenger RNA of Drosophila takahashii, 6444 nucleotides long. Lineage: Eukaryota; Metazoa; Arthropoda; Insecta; Diptera; Drosophilidae. The record is from RefSeq and is a predicted model, not a curated record.